CUUUCUUUUUUCUCUUUCUCUCUUCCCCACUUCAAUUACCUCACUUCCGCCCCGCAGAGGCUAGCCAAGAAACAGACUAACGGCGUUUGUUAUAACUGUAUUUGGCUGUAUUGGCUAUGGAUUAUACUAUGUAAGGAAAGCGAAAAGGAUACGUAGCAAUGGCUAGUCAAUACCUUUUCUGGAGCAGUAGUGAAUUACACGGGUUUUUAUUUCACUGUUGUUUCCCUGAGUUUAAUUUGCACCCUUUCACCAUCUUCCAGCUGUUAAGACCAUGAAGACCUAAGCGGACCACAAAGCAUCUUGGCACAGAAGGCAGUCUCAUGGGUCUGAUUGGCUGUGAAUCGUGGCAAUGGAGCUGUGUGGGAAGAAGCGCCCCCCAGAGGAGGAACGGAAGGUGAGAGCGAAUGACCGAGAGUACAAUGAAAAAUUUCAGUAUGCGAAUAAUUGCAUCAAAACAUCAAAAUACAAUGUAAUCACCUUUCUACCUGUGAAUCUGUUUGAACAGUUUCAAGAAGUAGCCAACACCUAUUUCCUGUUUCUCCUUAUCUUACAGUUUCGACAUAAGAGUGAUAACCAGGUGAAUAACCGUCAGUCUCAAGUCCUUAUUAAUGGAAUACUCCAGAAUGAAAAAUGGAUGAAUGUACGUGUUGGUGACAUUAUCAAACUUGAAAACAAUCAAUUUGUAGCAGCCGAUCUACUGUUGCUGUCCAGCACUGAGCCCCAUGGAUUGUGUUACAUUGAAACUGCUGAGCUUGAUGGAGAGACGAAUAUGAAAGUACGCCAGUCUUUACCUGUUACAUCAGAACUGGGGGACACUAACAAACUUGCCAAGUUUGAUGGUGAAGUAAUCUGUGAGCCUCCCAACAAUAAGCUGGAUAAAUUCGCAGGCACACUUUACUGGAAGGAGAACAAAUAUUCACUGAGUAACCAGAAUAUGCUGCUUCGAGGCUGUAUGCUGCGAAACACGGAAUUGUGCUUUGGCCUUGUCAUCUUUGCUGGUCCUGAUACAAAACUUAUGCAGAACAGUGGUCGGACAAAGUUUAAACGAACCAGUAUUGAUCGGCUCAUGAACACACUAGUGCUUUGGAUCUUUGGCUUUUUGAUAUGCAUGGGCAUUAUUCUGGCCAUUGGAAAUUCUAUCUGGGAGCAUGAGGUGGGGGUUCGCUUCCAGAUCUACCUGCUUUGGGAUGAAGCAGUGGACAGUGCCUUCUUCUCUGGAUUCCUUUCCUUCUGGUCCUACAUAAUCAUCCUAAACACAGUUGUGCCAAUCUCCCUUUAUGUCAGUGUGGAAGUCAUCCGACUGGGACAUAGCUACUUCAUCAACUGGGACAGAAAGAUGUAUUGUGCACGGAAGAAUACCCCAGCAGAGGCAAGGACCACAACUCUGAAUGAGGAGUUAGGACAGGUGGAGUACAUCUUCUCAGACAAAACUGGUACCCUUACUCAAAACAUCAUGACAUUCAACAAGUGCUCUAUUAAUGGCAAGACUUAUGGUGAUAUCAUGGAUGUACUGGGACACAAAUCUGACCUUCAUGAGAGAUGUGAACCUGUUGAUUUCUCCUUCAACCCUUUGGCUGAUAAGAAGUUUACCUUCUAUGACCCCAGUCUCCUGGAAGCAGUGAAGCUUGGGAAUCAGUUUGUCCAUGAGUUUUUCAGGCUGCUGUCACUUUGUCACACUGUCAUGUCAGAAGAGAAAAGUGAAGGACAACUAUAUUACAAAGCCCAGUCACCUGAUGAAGGGGCAUUGGUAACUGCUGCCCGUAAUUUUGGUUUUGUAUUUCGUUUCCGCACCCCAAAGACCAUAACUGUCCAUGAGAUGGGGAAGCCUAUUACUUACGAGCUCCUUGCCAUCUUGGAUUUCAAUAAUAUCAGGAAGCGGAUGUCAGUGAUUGUGAGGAAUCCAGAAGGCAAGAUCUGUUUGUACUGCAAAGGUGCCGAUACAAUUCUAUUUGAGAGACUCCACCAUUCCAGUCAGGAUCUGAUGAACAUCACCAACGAUCAUCUCAAUGAGUAUGCAGCUGAUGGAUUGCGGACUCUUGUUUUGGCUUACAAAGAGCUGGAUGAAUUGUGUUAUGAAGAGUGGGCUGAAAAGCUCUUUCAAGCAAGCAUUUCUCUUGACAACAGAGAUGAGAAGGUGGCCUUGGUGUAUGAUGAAAUUGAACAGGACAUGAUGUUGCUAGGUGCCACAGCGAUUGAAGACAAGUUGCAGGAAGGUGUUCCAGAAACUAUAGCUAUCCUGACUCUUGCCAACAUCAAGAUAUGGGUUCUCACUGGGGACAAACAAGAAACAGCUGUAAAUAUUGGGUACUCUUGUAAGAUGCUGACAGAUGACAUGACUGAAGUGUUCAUCAUUACAGGCCACACAGUGUAUGAUGUCAGAGAAGAGCUCAGGAAAGCUCGUGAGAAGAUGAUUGACUCAUGUCGGGCACUGGGCAAUGGUUUCUCUCAGGAAAAAGUUUCACCUCCUAGAAUAACCUCAGUACUGGAAGCUGUUUCGGGGGAGUAUGCUUUGAUAAUUAAUGGACACAGCUUGGCUCAUGCAUUGGAGGCUGACAUGGAGCAGGAGUUCUUGGAAACAGCAUGUGCAUGCAAGGCUGUCAUCUGUUGCAGAGUAACACCAUUACAGAAGGCUCAUGUGGUAGAGCUGGUGAAAAAGUACAAAAAAGCAGUUACCCUGGCGAUAGGUGAUGGUGCUAAUGAUGUUAGUAUGAUAAAAACUGCACAUAUUGGUGUUGGUAUCAGUGGCCAGGAGGGGAUCCAGGCAGUCUUGGCUUCUGACUAUUCCUUCUCCCAGUUCAAGUAUUUGCAGAGGUUACUGCUGGUACAUGGUCGCUGGUCAUAUCUCAGAAUGUGCAAAUUUCUGUGUUAUUUCUUCUACAAGAACUUUGCCUUCACUAUGGUCCAUUUUUGGUUUGGGUUCUUCUGUGGUUUUUCUGCUCAGACCGUGUAUGACCAGUACUUCAUCACAUUGUACAACAUUGUGUAUACUUCUUUGCCUGUUCUGGCUAUGGGAAUAUUUGAUCAGGAUGUUCCAGAAAUGAGGAGUUUGGAGUAUCCCAAGCUGUAUGAGCCUGGUCAGUUGAACCUGCUUUUCAACAAGAGAGAAUUUUUCAUUUGUAUUGCUCAGGGCAUCUACACCUCUGUUGUUAUAUUCUUCAUCCCUUAUGGCGCCUUUGCAAAAGCCACCCGUGAUGAUGGUAUACAGUUAUCUGAUUAUCAGAGUUUUGCAGUCACUGUAGCAACAUCAUUAGUCAUUGUCGUUAGUGUACAGAUUGGACUGGACACUGGCUAUUGGACAGCAAUUAAUCAUUUCUUCAUCUGGGGAAGUUUAGCUGUAUACUUCGCUAUUCUAUUUGCAAUGCAUAGUGAUGGCUUAUUUGAGAUGUUUCCCAACCAGUUUCGCUUUGUAGGUAAUGCCCAGAAUACUUUGGCUCAGCCCACUGUUUGGAUUACCAUCUUCCUGACAACUGUUGUUUGCAUAAUGCCAGUUGUAGCAUUCCGGUUUCUUAAGCUAGACUUGAAGCCUCAGCUGUCUGACACGGUCCGCUACACACAGCUUGUGCGGAAGAAGCAGAAGCCACAACAUCGAUGCAUGAGGAGAGUGGGGCGCACUGGAUCUCGACGAUCUGGUUAUGCUUUCUCCCACCAGGAAGGCUUUGGUGAACUUAUCACCUCUGGAAAGAAUAUGCGCCUUAGCUCAUUAGCACUGUCUAGCUUUGCCACACGUUCCAGUUCCAGCUGGAUAGAGACAUUGCGGAAAAAGAAGCCAGACAAUCUAAGUAGCCCUAGUGGAGAAAAGACACUUAAGGUUUAAAAGGCGGUGUACAAAGGACCAGUAAUAGGCUGAGCCCUUAAUGCUGCUGUUAAAUGGACCUGUUCCUAGUUAAAGGUGUUUCUGUGGUUAUUAAGGGAUCAGCCUUUCACCAAGGGAUCAGCAUGUUACGCCCAUCAAUAGAAUGUGGGUUUGUGUUCACUGCUAGCUGCCUCCAUCCAUCCAAGCCUUCUCUGUCCAGCUCAUAGCGAGUUGCAGGCAUACAGCAGAAGUUGUGUCAGCUCAAAGCAGAAUCCAAAGGCAGCAAAGUGUGACAUACUGCUGGGCAACAGCUUUUUGUGGAGUAAAUUUAAUGAGAUUAUACAUGCUGCAAAAGUUAGGGUGAGAGGGAGAUAAAAAGAGCAUAAGCUGUCCAAGGCAGUUUGGACUACACCAUGGCUGAAUAAAAGCCAAAGGAUCCAGUUAAAGGGCAAGAGCAUGGGACUGUGAAAGCUGUGUUACACCAUAACCUGAUUUAAUGACAACUCAUUCAGAUAUAUAUUUUUUCGUAAGAUAUUUAUGUUUCUUGUUUCAGGCAAGUGGCAGUGCAGGGAUUAGUCAGCAUCUCAGUGGUUAUUGCAAAAUUUGCAUUCAGUCCACCCCCCCACCCUCCCCCCAGAAAACAAACUGUGUGUGUGUGUGUGUAUAUAUAU
This is a messenger RNA of Protopterus annectens (West African lungfish), 4464 nucleotides long. RefSeq names its product ATPase phospholipid transporting 8B2 (gene ATP8B2). Gene Ontology annotation, molecular function: ATPase-coupled intramembrane lipid carrier activity; magnesium ion binding; ATP hydrolysis activity. Gene Ontology annotation, biological process: Golgi organization; phospholipid translocation. The record is from RefSeq and is a predicted model, not a curated record. Gene Ontology annotation, cellular component: plasma membrane. NCBI's taxonomy places the organism in Eukaryota, Metazoa, Chordata, Ceratodontiformes, Protopteridae.